Messenger RNA from Leptosia nina, 1266 nucleotides. Lineage: Eukaryota; Metazoa; Arthropoda; Insecta; Lepidoptera; Pieridae. The record is from the annotation of a GenBank genome assembly.
AUGCCUCUGGCAGAAUACGUAGCCUCGCUGUCCCAAAAUCCCUAUUUUGGGGCAGGUUUUGGUCUCUUCGGACUGGGAGCUGGUGCGGCAAUUUUGCGUAAAGGUUUUCAAACGUCUAUGUUGUUAUUUAGAAGACACUGUAUGAUAACUUUAGAAGUGCCAUGUCGUGAUAAGUCCUAUCAGUGGCUCUUGCAAUGGAUCACGCAAAAGGGUGCCAAACAGACUCAGCAUUUGAGCGUGGAAACAUCAUUCCUUCAAAAGGAUACUGGACAAAUAAAAACUAAAUAUGACUUCAUACCCAGUGUUGGACAACAUUUUUUCAGGUAUCGUGGAGCAUGGAUAAAAGUUGACCGUACGAGAGAGCAACAAACUCUAGAUCUGCACAUGGGAAUACCUUGGGAGACAGUAACAUUAACAUCAUUUGGUCGCAACAAACAAUUGUAUUAUGAUAUUCUUGAAGAAGCAAGGACUAUGGCAUUGAAGCAACAUGAAGGAAUGACUAUAAUGUACACAGCAAUGGGUUCCGAUUGGAGACCAUUUGGCCACCCUAGACGUAGAAGGCCAAUACGCAGUGUAGUCUUGAGAGAUGGCUUAGCUGAUAAAAUUCUUACAGAUUGUUUAGAUUUUAUUGACAAUCCAAGUUGGUAUACAGAUAGAGGUAUUCCAUAUAGAAGAGGAUAUCUACUCUAUGGUCCCCCAGGGUGUGGAAAAUCGUCUUUUAUUAUGGCAUUAGCUGGAGCACUUGAAUACAAUAUUUGUGUUCUUAAUCUAUCUGAAAGAGGCUUGACUGAUGAUAGGCUAAAUCAUUUAUUAAGUGUUGCACCUCAGCAGUCAAUCAUUCUUCUAGAAGACAUUGAUGCUGCAUUCGUUUCUCGGGAAGAUACAUCAAUACAGAAAGCAGCUUACGAAGGACUUAACCGUGUUACAUUUAGCGGCCUAUUAAAUUGCCUCGAUGGUGUUGCCUCCACUGAAGCCCGGAUUGUGUUCAUGACUACAAACUACUUGGAAAGACUUGAUCCGGCUCUUAUAAGACCUGGGCGUGUUGAUAUGAAAGAAUACGUUGGAUACUGUGACGAAGCUCAAGUAGAACUAAUGUUUUUACGCUUCUAUAAAGAUGCAGGACACGCCAGAACUUUUGCGAAAAAGGUUAUGGAAAAAGCAAAAGCCGUUAGCCCAGCGCAAAUACAAGGAUACUUUAUGUUUCAUAAACACUCUACGCCUCUUGAAGUUCUUGACAAUGUUGAAGCAAUAUGGACACUUGGAUGA